AUGGCGCAAUCACGCAACGGCCAUCACCAGUCAUGGUGGCGAUUCCUCGCCCUGGGACUCGCAGCCAUUGACUGUAUUUCUGCUGCAAGUACCAGCGGUUCCAAGAAGUGGCCAUACCAGACAUUCCGCAGUGUUGACUACCACCCGCCGCAGCUGAAAGUCACCAAGAAUGCCAACGUCACUGGCCUCGAUGCCAAUUCCACAGGAUAUCUCUUUAUCACUCCUACCGGCGCAGAUGCAGCCGAUCAGGGUCCGAUUAUCAUCUCUGACCACAAUAGCGAGUUGAUCUGGCAGGGACCGACUGGAACAGCCUUUGGGUUCCAGGCACAUACGUUCGAAGGACGCCCAGUUAUCAGCUACUGGACUGGCACUGCCUUCCCGGACCCGAGAGGAUUCGGGUACGGCGUGAUAAAAGUCCUAGAUCAGUCAUAUCAGCAGAUCCACCAAGUGUCUCUUCCACAGGUCACGGAAGAUGGCGUGUUUUACAGCGGCGAUAACAUGACCUACCCGUCGUAUGUAGAUAUCCACGAAAACUUCGUCACGGACCGCGGCACUAUCCUCGUCACCGCGACCAAUGUUACGAAAGCCGAUUUGACAAGUGUUGGGGGACCCAAAGAUGGUUGGCUCAGAGACUCGUUAUUCUAUGAGAUCGACAUCAAGACGAACAAAGUGGUGUAUCGGUGGAGUUCAUUUGAGCAUAGAGAUGACAUCCCGAUAAACCAGACCGUGGAAACAUUACACGGUGAAGGAAGUCAGCCGUCGGAUGCGUUCAACUACUUCCACAUGAACGCCGUCUCCUUGGUUGGAAACAACACAUAUCUGGUGUCGUCCCGAUAUUACUGUACUAUCUUCCUGAUCAAUGGGAAGGACGGCUCAGUGAUCUGGAGAUUGCAGGGCAAAGACGGCGGCGACUUCAAGCUCGGUCCGGACGCUGGUUUCUGCUAUCAACACAAUGCACGCUUGGUCAAUGCACGUUUUGUUGGGCAAGGGUCAGAUCGAGUCCGCCUCCACCUGCACGAUAACGCAAAUAGUUACUACCAAAAUGGAACAAGGCCAACAUCAGGCCUUCUGCUCGAACUAGACCUCAAGUCAAAGGAGGCCAGGACCAUCAAGCGAUUCAGAAAUCCCAACGACCCUAUAUACGCCAUCUCCCAAGGGAGCUACCAGCCGCUUCGCAACGGACAUGUUGUUCUGGAUCAUGGCGAGGUCCCUAAAAUCGAAGAAUACGACUUCAGCGGCCGUUGGAUCAAGACAGUACAAUUUGCGGCAGACUCCUCCUCGUAUCGUGGAUUCCGUCAGGAGUGGGUUGGAAAACCAGACACCACCCCAAGCCUUGCUGCCUGCUCAACGGGAAACUCGACAAAUCUGUAUAUGAGCUGGAAUGGAGCAACCGAGGUUACGUCGUGGGCUAUUUAUAGUGGAGAAAGCCAGAAGGAGCUGCAAUACGUCAAGUCGGUUCCGAAGAAGGGAUUCGAAACGUCGACCACCGUCACGGCUCCAUCUUCUGGAUACGUGCAGGUCGAGGCGAGACAAAGACAUGUUCAACAGGGGAAGAAGUCCCUUGCGCUUUCAGUUUUGGGGCUACCGUCAUGUUGA
Molecule: messenger RNA, 1596 nt
Organism: Paecilomyces variotii
Lineage: Eukaryota; Fungi; Ascomycota; Eurotiomycetes; Eurotiales; Thermoascaceae
Product: ASST-domain-containing protein
Exons: 2
Coding region: 1-1596 (531 amino acids)
Source: RefSeq, a predicted model, not a curated record